GCCAAGGUGGGAGGAUUGCUUGAGUCCAGGAGUUCUACACCAGCCUGAGCAACAUGGUGAAACCCUGUGACUCUUCUUAGAAGUCUACCUUCUUCCUGUGUAGUUUCAGCCCAAAGUGAGACUUUUGAGUUGGGAAGAAAUACUUCUGAAUUAAACUACUGAUCAGUGUCACCCAAUUCUAAUCCCAACCACCUUUUUCUAGGCAUACCGUACUCACUGCCAUACUUACUGUUCGGUUGGGCACCUUUGCCCUCCUUCCUAUUGGCCUUCUAGUUCCUACCCAACUGUCCAGUCCACAGGCCUCAGUAACACCUUUUCGCCCAGCCCUGUGGUAGCGUUGGCCUGCCUCCUUUACCUUCUCAACCGCUUUACCACUAAUGUAUUGUUUUGUGUUUUCAUCUAUAGGAUCUUACCUAGCCAUAUGGCCUGCUGCCUCUGCCAAUUUAAAAACAUCAUUGAGGCUGUUGGCAAGACAGUCAAGCUGCAUUGCAACAGUGCAUGUCUGACAAACACCAUACGUUGUCAUGAGUCCAAAUUGCCUGGUGAUCAAUUGUUACAUUAUUUUAAGUAUUUGUUUUUAAACUUUUUAUUUUUAAUGAUGAUAAAAUUGUAAGCUAAUGAUAUAAUUGCUUUAUUUUAUUUACUCAUUCAGAGUUAAACUCCCUCAAUUUCUGAACUAUUCCCUUGCUGAGAGUCAGGUUCUCAGUUAUUAUUACAAAAUUUAAUAAUAGAACUGUUCCAUAUGCACAAACGACCAAAACAAAGCAAUGGGAAGACUAGGGAAUAACAUUAACAUCCACACACUGUGUACUGUGCUCUCUGCUUGGUGCUUUGCCCCCAGUGACAAUUUAUUCAUAUAGUGCAAUGUACUGUGUAAGCUGGUUUUAUACGCAUGAGGUCUCAAGUACUCUCUGCCUUACAGGACAGAUGUAGAUCUGGUUUUGAUUUUUUUGUUUUUACAGGUUUAUAAGAGUACAAGUGAUGCUGUUUUAUUUGAAGCCUGAGAGUUUCUGGUUCCAUAACCAUAAAUUGCUACCUGGCUCUUCUAAUGGAAUGGAGGGCUUUUCCAAGCUUAGACCAUCCAACUCUGAACUUGCUCUGAAUCUCAAACCUUUCUAUUCACAGAACAAAUGCUCAAGUGCCUUCAGGAGUUUUUCUAUAGAUUAGGUUUAUUAGCACCAACUUCAUGACUUCUAAAAUGUGACUGCUUUUCAUGUCCAGAUAGCUUGAAUACAGGUAUCUAUGAGUGAUAUGGGGUGGAUAAUUAAUAAUGCUUAGCUACUUAUAUAAAGACAGUGUUGCUUAUUUUUCAAAACUUUUUUUUUUUUUUUUUUUUUUUUACCAAUUAUAUUCUUCCCUUCUCCCCAAGAAGUGGGCAGAAAAGCAUUGGUAAUCUCCUUUUACAGAUGAGGAAAAACAAGAUCAGAGGUGCUAAGUGCUGUACCUUGUGCCAGGUCUUCUGUCCUCAAUUCUGGGUUCUCCCCAAGCCCGUGUUUCUCCUUUCUCACAAUCUUUACUUCUUCCUCUGACCCUCAGCACCACCCAAAAUACUUUUAAUUCUGGAAAAGAAAGCCAGCUGCACACUGGCACACUUGACCUUCAUGCAUUCAGAAGCUUUGGAUGGUUCCCAAUCCAGAAUAUUAGAGAUGAAAUGAAAGCAAAGUAGGCAUCUGACAAAAGUUGCUUUUUCCCUUCUGUAUUAUAGGAUAUCAAGUAAUGUUUAUCCAGAAACUGCUGUCAUACCACAGAUUCAUUGUAUAUUCAACAACAUAAGCAUAGCAUACAAUCUGGCAAAUUAAAAACCUCUUAACCUACACCCUGGAUCCCUGUCCAAAUUUAAGAAAAGAAUUAAGGUGGACACGGUGUUUUUUCCAUGUCGUGUCUUCUGUGAUGGGGCUAUGGUAUGUGGGAACAGAGAAUGGGGUGGGUGGGUGGAGCGUGUGCCAGAUGAGGAUCUAUCAGCAAUGGGAGGGGCUCUCCACAUUAGUAUCUCCAUCCUGCUCCUCUCAGAGGACCGCCUUCCACUGCAUUCAGCUGUGAUGGUAGCAAGAACACGGGUACACUGAGGACAAGGAGAGAGGGAGCCUUGUGCUCUCUCUGCAUAUGAGGCAGGACAGCACAGGGUACGGAGCAGUCUGCAGAGAGGCCAGCUCAUCAGGGAAGCACUUGUCUUCCACCUUGGGCUUUGACUGAACGCUGGGCAACUGGCCCCUGGGGAUCAAUGGAAUAAUCCUAAGCAGACUUACUCUGUGUCACACUAUGCAAUGUUCCAAGUAGGUGGCCAUGUUUUCAAAAGAUGUCUUUUCUCCUUUUGUUGUUGCCAUUUCAUAGGUUUAGGAUUGGGUGUGUGUUUCUCCUCUCUGAAUGGCACUCGAAUGUUUGCUGACUCCUACUCUGUGUGACUGGGGCGUACAGCUGUGAGCUGAUGCAUGCUGUCCCAUCAUCUUUCAUGAUCAAAGGAGUCUCUUCUUUUUUCACAGCUGAAGAAGCAUCCGUAGGGAAUCCAGAAGGAGCGUUCAUGAAGGUGUUACAGGCCUGGAAGAAGCACACGAGCACUGAGCUGACUAUUGAGCCGGAAGUGCCCUCAGACAGCAGUGGCAUCAACUUGUCAGGCUUUGGGAGUCAGCAGCUAGACACCAAUGACGAGAGUGAGGUUAUCAGUGCACUGAGUUACAUCUUGCCGUAUUUCUCCGCAGGAAAUCUAGAUGCGGAAUCAAUGUUAUUACCGUUCAUAAAACGGCUCUUUUCUAAUGCGCAAGAUGGAGAUAGGGCCCUGGGUAUUUUGAAAAACAAUACAAAGGGCCCCUCUCUUCAACCUGCAUCCAACAACUCAACUUAUGAAAGUAAAUUGAGAAAGCUGUAUUUGCUAGAAAAUGUGUUAGAUGCAGAAAUACAGGAAAAAAUUGAUGAAGUUAAAAGGGAAGAAAAAACUGCCAUGCUUAUGCAGACCAGCCUUCUAGGUAACAAAUUUAAACGCCAAAUAUUUGAAAAGAAAUUAGAAACUGUCCAACCACAGGAAAACAGCCUGGCAAAGAUUCAAAGUGUAGGCAACAACCUGCAGAGAGUGAACAGAGUCCUCACGGGCCCAAGAAGCAUCCAGAAAAGGCACUUCAAAGAGGUGGGAAAGCAGAGCACCAGGAGGGAAGAGGGUGCGCAGGCAUUUGUGGAGAGCGCUGCCCAAGAAAAAAGGCUCGGGAGCCCGGUCUCAAGGGAGUUGGAACAGCCUCACACAGAGCAGGGGCCCAAGAAGUUAGUGGAAAACACCGUCUACACCAAGCCUUCGUUCACCCAAGAGCUUAACGCAGCAGUCUCCUCUGUGCUGAAACCCUUCUCCAUGGGCGAGGGAGUUUCUGCCUCCACCCCUGCAAAAGCCCUACCUGAGGUCAGAGACAGAUCAAAAGACUUAACCCACACUGUUUUCAUUUUAGAAAAUGCAAAGGCUAGAGUUACAAAUAUGAAGGCUGCUAAACCAAUCGUACAUUCCAGAAAAAACUACCGCUUUCAUAAAACUCGCUCCCGCGUGGCCCACACAACACCCAAGGUCAAAAAGAUUAGAGAGUUGAGAAAGGAAAGUUAUCUCGAUAGACUGAUGCUUGCAAACAGGCUGCCGUUCUCUGCAGCGAAGAGCCUCAUAAAUUCCCUUUCACAAGGGACUUUUUCAUCUUUAGGAGACUGGAGUGCUCAGGAAAAUCCUUUUCCUAAACUAUUUGAUACUUCAGAACGUGUUAUAGAGGACACUAAUGUAAAGAACACAACUGCAAGAAAUGCCUUUGAAGCAAUCAUUUUUAUGGAAAACACUACUAUGCCAGAAGGCACCAUCUCUGAAAACACAACCUACAAUCCUCCUCCUGAGGCAGAUUCCGCUGGGACUGCGUUCAACUUAGGGCCAGCUGUUAAACGAACUAAUCAGACACAAUGGGAAUACAACAACGUGGGCACUGACCUGUCCUCCGAGCCCAAAAGCUUCAAUUACCCGUUGCUCUCGUCUGCAGGUGAUCAGUUUGAAAAUCAGCUAACCGAGCAGCUACGGUCCCUCAUCCCCAACAACAAUGUGAGAAAGCUCAUUUCUCAUGUUAUCCGGACCUUAAAGAUGGACUGCUCUGACACCCAUGUGCAAGUGACCUGUGCCAAGCUCAUCUCCAGGACAGGCCUCCUGAUGAAGCUUCUCAGUGAGCAGCAGGAUGUAAAGGCGUCCAAGGCAGAAUGGGAUACGGAACAGUGGAAAACUGAGAACUAUAUUAAUGAGAGCACGGAAGCCCAGAGUGAACAGAAAGAGCAGAGGUUGAGUGAGCUCACAAAAGAAGUUCCAGGAUAUGGCUAUAACAACAAACUCAUUUUGGCAUUACUUGUGACUAAAAUUCUAACGACUUUGAUUAUAAUUAUCUGCCUCAUUGAGGUAAGGACAAUAAUUAAUUCAGGUUUUCAGAAUGCAGUGCUGUCUUUGUGUGGAUUCAGAGCCCACAAACUCAAAACCAAAGCCACUUUCCCACCUGCUGCUACUUGACAUUCUUCUUCAGUC
Molecule: messenger RNA, 4519 nt
Organism: Chlorocebus sabaeus (green monkey)
Lineage: Eukaryota; Metazoa; Chordata; Mammalia; Primates; Cercopithecidae
Source: RefSeq, a predicted model, not a curated record